This is a messenger RNA of Vicia villosa (hairy vetch), 1008 nucleotides long. RefSeq lists its product as uncharacterized. The coding region runs from base 1 to 1008 and encodes 335 amino acids. The transcript is spliced from 8 exons. Lineage: Eukaryota; Viridiplantae; Streptophyta; Magnoliopsida; Fabales; Fabaceae. The record is from RefSeq and is a predicted model, not a curated record.
AUGGGAGGCGAACCAGAGGUCAAGGGAAUUAAGGUUGGAGAAUCUAUGGAAGAAACGGGGGAGAUAAAAAAGUUGUGGAUAAUAUAUUUGGAGAGAAAAUAUGAGACGGUUGGUGAGGGCGAGGAAGUGUGUGCAAGGGUAGGGAAGUUUCGGUUUGGCUGGCUACGUGUUGGUGCUUAUGGAAUGCUAGAAACGUAUUGGUUGGCUACACUUUUCUGCAGUAUCAUACCAGUGUUCAAUAUGGCAAGACCAUUAGCAAAAAUAUGUGACAUCAAUGACAGCAAAGAACUUAGGAAAGUUGUUGUUCGUGUGCACCACAAAUGGACAGGUGGUGACAUACAUGUUGUUGUUCCUGCACCGCAUGUAUCUCUUUUUUCUGAAAAGAUGGUCUUGGAUCAUAGUUACACUGUUUCCAAUUUUAAGGUUCAGGCUAAUGUUGCGGCUUUCAGACCUUCGUCUCAUAAGUUUAUGUUGAAGUUUACUGCUGGCACUACGGUUACGGAUGAUAACAACGCUGAAAUACCUCCAAAGCCGUUGGUGUUUACUAAAUUUACUUAUAUAAUAAACGGCAACUUUAACAAGGAUGUGCUAAUAGAUGUCAUUGGUAUGGUGGAAAGUAUUGGGUAUUCACAGACCACAACAGGUGUCCGGAAGCAGCUGAUUAACAUGAUGCUGCGUGACGGGGGUGAGAAUACUAUUAAUUGCACGCUUUGGGAAUCCUAUGCUGAACAAUUCAUGAAGUUCAAGCAGGAGCGCGGAGAUGAUUCGGGUCCUAUAUUUGUCAUGAUUCAAUAUGCUAAAGUCAAGGAACAGGGUAAGUUUCCACUGUCCGUGACAAACACGUUUAAUGUUACCGUCCUUGGUCUGAAUAGUGAUUUGCUGCCGAUGAAAGAGUUUAUAGAAAGUUUUCCGAAGGAUUCCAUGAUUACGUUGUCUGGCCAGGAGGGUUCCAAUUCACAGCUUUCAGCACAGAACUCUGAAAAUCAACAGAUGACUCCCGUACAGUAA